GAGCAGAGCCAGUAAGACACACAGUGUCUCACAUUCACACACACACACACAUAAACAUUAUCACAACCUGCUGGACUUUCAUUUAUUCACUCCUUAUCUAGGAAUUAAAGAACCGAGGAACUGUGUUAUUCUCUUGUGCUCCACUCUUUGUGGUGAGGAGAUAAAGGUGCAAGUACAGGAACAGAACCCAUACCUGGAGCGGAACAGAACCCCAUACCUGGAGAGCUACGCAUGCUUUUGGAGGAUGAGUCCAGCUUUAAAGGCGCUAAUGGAUGGGUGUAGAUACCCAGUGAAAGGCCCAAAGAAAGGUGGAGUGAUGUUGGAACCGUUUGUUCAUCAGGUUGGAGGCCAUUCAUGUGUAUUGCGCUUUGGGGAGCAGACCAUCUGCAAACCACUAAUCCCCCGAGAACACCAGUUCUACAAAAGCCUGCCACCAGAGAUCCGCAGAUUCACACCUCAAUAUAAAGGUGUGGUAUCAGUGAGCUUUGAAGAGGAUGAGGAAGGAAACCUGUGCUUGAUAGCGUACCCUCUGCACAGCGAUCCGUCUGACCAGGAGAACACAGAACCCUUAGCUGACGGAGAACCCAAGAGCAAGCUGUUGAAGUGGAGUAAGAAGAAGACUUCCGGACUGCUGGAGAACGAGAGAACGAGAGCGAGCCGCAAAGAGGAGAAGAGCAAAAGUAACCGUGAAGAUAAAGCAGAGGUGCUAUACUACAGCCUGGAGAAAGGCAACAUGGCACCGCAGAUCAAACACAACCCCUGGAGUCUGCAGUGCCACCAGCAACAUCUACAGAGGAUGAAAGAAAACUCCAAACACCGAAACCAGCACAAGUUCAUUCUCCUGGAAAACCUGACAUGGCGGUAUCGGGUCCCUUGUGUUCUUGAUUUGAAAAUGGGAACGCGGCAGCACGGCGAUGAUGCAUCAGAAGAGAAGAAAGCCAACCAAAUUCGUAAAUGCCAGCAGAGUACGUCAUCCUUGAUAGGAGUGCGGCUCUGCGGGAUGCAGGUGUAUCACAGCGUGACGGGGCAGCUGAUGUUCAUGAACAAGUACCACGGCCGUAAGUUGAGUCUGGCUGGCUUUAAAGAAUCCCUGUAUCAGUUCUUCAGCGAUGGACGGGUUCUCCGCAGAGAGCUCCUCUCUCCGGUUCUGCAUCGGCUCAAGGAGAUGCGAGCUGUACUCGAAGCCUGCGAGAGCUACCGCUUUUUCUCCUCUUCUCUCCUCAUUAUCUACGAUGGAGCACCAGCGCCAGCUGCUGCCAGAUCUCGGCCUUCUCGUGGAGGAGAGGUAGAAGAUGAAGAGGAGGAGGAGGAGGAGGAGGAGGAAGGAGCAUUUGGUGGCCUUUCCCAGCACAGGGAUUGUUCGAGCUCAUCAGGAUCGAGCUCGGCGUUGGUGGACGUUAGGAUGAUCGAUUUUGCUCAUACGACCUGUCGCGAUUACGGCGAGGAUGGCGUCGUUCAUGAAGGUGGAGACAGCGGCUAUAUCUUUGGCCUGCAGAAUCUAAUAAGCAUUCUGUCGGAGCUUGAGGAGCACAGCAAUGAUUAAAUGCAUACAUGAGUAAACAUGUCAUUGGUGCACAAACCGCUAUGCUAGGCUUAUAGUGGAUACCAUGAUAAAGGUAACAGGGCUAAAGGCUAUGUUCCGAUCCCUCAAAGCUUUAAUCACGCCCCGAAGACGAGGCACCAGAGCGUCAAGGAAGGGUGGAAGGUCAAAUCCCAAAUUGCCUUCAGGAGCUGAUGGGACUGAACUGCUAACACUUUUGCUUGUUUUUUGCAAUAUCUAGUGUGGUCCCGCUCUCAUCUAGUCAAUUCUGUUUUCUCGCUAUGUGAUAGAAGUGUUCUGGAAGAACCAUCAUGUGGGUUUUUUGGAAGAUCCUCAGAUUUUUCUGUACUUGCUCUGAAAUCAAAGAGAUCAGAGAAGGUUAUGAUAUCCUAAAAUACGAGACACUGUUCGCACACACACUCAUACUUCGAAUGAGAUGUGGAUUUGUAGCAAAGCAAAAGGGACUUUUUUAAAUCUUGAAAGCACAAACAAGAUAAGCCAUUAUUAUAUGAACAAUUCAGAGACAUCAAGGUGCUUUAGAAAAGACCAUCAACACCAAGAGUUGUUUUAUACAUAAGGAAAAAGGAAAGAAAGAAAAAAGACUCUUGUUUAAAGGGAAUAGAAACUCACACAGGCUUCAUGGACUGAUUUCAUCACAGAUACUUUACAACACUUCAUUCCAUAGUUCACAAGAUGUGCUAUAAGAAGCUAUAAAUGAACUUUAUUUAUUGAUGUGCAUAUUUCUAAGAUGAACCUACAAGGAUUAUAUGACAUUCCAUCAUACUUUACUUUGUUAAAAUGUAAUAUUUAUAAAAAUCAAUCCUGGAUUUCAUUGUGCAACUCUGUUCAACACUAUACAAUGGAAAUAAAGUCUAUGGUUGUACUAAA
Messenger RNA from Tachysurus vachellii, 2428 nucleotides. RefSeq names its product inositol hexakisphosphate kinase 2b (gene ip6k2b). The record is from RefSeq and is a predicted model, not a curated record. Gene Ontology annotation, cellular component: nucleus; cytoplasm. NCBI's taxonomy places the organism in Eukaryota, Metazoa, Chordata, Actinopteri, Siluriformes, Bagridae. Gene Ontology annotation, molecular function: inositol hexakisphosphate kinase activity. Bases 245 to 1543 code for a protein of 432 amino acids. The transcript is spliced from 5 exons. Gene Ontology annotation, biological process: phosphatidylinositol phosphate biosynthetic process; inositol phosphate biosynthetic process.